AGCAACGUACUUUCACUGGAAAUGUGCACAGAUACACACAUUCGUAAACAGACAGCGAAAACAACGAAAUAUCAACAGUCUCUCCCCGGAAUGAAGCUCUAGCAUGGCUUUGUUUUGAGAUUUCAGUCGUUUAAAUUUGUUUUGAUCGCAGUCCUGCUUAGGUUUAUAGUGUACAUUUAAAAUUACAGAAUGACAUUCGCCUCUAGUAUAAGGAGUUCUACUAUUCUUUUAAAAGUUGUUCUUAGCAUUGUGUUGGUCAGUUUUAUUUUGGCUUGGAUUUCUUUCGUCACAGCGUCCUGGGGGGAUGGUUACAGCGGCAACAGCCUCCUGGGUUACGGCCUGUGGAGGCGGUGUAACGACAUAGAGACCAACCCAGCGUGUGAAAACAUUGAAGGCUGGAACUUGCACUGGUACAGGGCGGUGCAAGCCUUCGCCAUCUUUGGCUUUGUCAGUGUCAACUUCUGCCUGUUCUUUGUUCUCCUGUUGAUGUUUGUUGAGUCGUGCAGCAAAGGGAGAUCACUGAGUCUCUGGGUGUCUGUGCUGGGAUUUUGGUCAGCUCUCAGCUACGCCGUGGCCAUUAUUGUCUUUGCUGGUUCAUUCGACUCCUCCUUCACUGACGCCGCCUCACCAAACCAGCACCUAGAGUACGGCUGGGGCCUCGCCAUUGUGGUGGCCGUUUUGCAGAUCUUUGUUGGGGCCCUGAUGAUCUUUGAAUCCCGAAACACGGGAGCCAAGUUCAUGGAUUUAUAGUGAAGUUGUAGUUUUGUUCAAUGGUUGACUCAAGUCACAAUUAUGCGUGUGUGUGUACGUAGAUAUUCCUAAGGGAAGCCACUCUGGGCACUUUUGUUUCCAUUUAAUGCCCCCCCUCCCCCACAUUAGUGAGGCUUACGUUUGUAUCUGACAUGUAAUUAUGUCAGUUGAUAAACAUCCAAAGACAUUCUUCAUUCAAACGGGGCCGCAAGAGAACGAAAAAUAGAAGUCUGGUGUUCUUUUUUUACGCUGAAAAUUACCUCCCUUUUAGUGUUGAAAUGUCGAUGAAUUGACGCCCCUCUCUCUCCGCCCACACCCCAAUCCCACUCCUCAGUGUCUUGGCCGACUGCCACUUUUAACAUAAAUGUAAUUGUAUCAUUCAUAUACACUAUCUGUACAUGUUUUGUUUUUUCUUAAAUUAUGUCCCCUUAAAGUGUAUUCCGAUAUUGUUUGAUAGAUAACAGGAAUUAUUUCAGACGAUGAUAAUGAGACCACCACGAAAUCACAACUAAUGUUACAUGUGUUUCGAGGCGGAGUGAUACAUUGAUUUGACGCAGUUUUUUUUUACAUACAUAGAUUACAGGAAAAUUCCUAGAGAUAUGAUAUGUCACUUAUGUCAAUACUUACUUAAUGAUUGAUUAAAGUUUCUCUUGUAUAUAUUUCGAGAUGGAGCGUGAGUUUAAAAUAUUUAAUAUUGAGACUAUUUCAUUAAAGUUUAAAGCUUGA
This is a messenger RNA of Biomphalaria glabrata, 1476 nucleotides long. RefSeq lists its product as uncharacterized. The coding region runs from base 190 to 750 and encodes 186 amino acids. Lineage: Eukaryota; Metazoa; Mollusca; Gastropoda; Planorbidae. The record is from RefSeq and is a predicted model, not a curated record. Gene Ontology annotation, cellular component: membrane. The transcript has 4 exons.